Molecule: messenger RNA, 444 nt
Organism: Pleurotus ostreatus (oyster mushroom)
Lineage: Eukaryota; Fungi; Basidiomycota; Agaricomycetes; Agaricales; Pleurotaceae
Exons: 2
Coding region: 1-444 (147 amino acids)
Source: RefSeq, a predicted model, not a curated record
AUGUUCGCAGCGUUCAAGCACACACAUACCUUGUGGUCGCGGCAUGUCUCUACGUGCACGCCCACGGCGCGCAGUCUCGUUAUCUCCAUCCUUUCCAACCACCCUGAGGGUCUCCGCAGCCCCCAAAUCUUCGAAGAAGCUUUGGCUAAAAACAUAACCAUAGACGCGGAUGAGCUUGCUGCCAAUGGGCUGGGACAACAACGACUACCUGCGGGUGUACCCGGUGUACCCUAUCCAGAUCAUCCAAUCCGGUCCAUGAAAUACCUGAAGAAAGUCGUACUGGAAGACUUGAAAGCCCAGAAGUUGGCAGUAAAAUUUCAUGUCCCAAGUGAGACUCCGACGCAUAUCUAUGUGAACAAGAAGGGGAAGCUACGGAAACACCUGCGGCAGGGUGAAUGGCGAUGGAAGCUUCGCGACAGCACCGAGGGCACAGAAACUCCGUAG